Plasmodium fragile is the source of this 1062-nucleotide messenger RNA. RefSeq lists its product as uncharacterized. The transcript has a single exon. NCBI's taxonomy places the organism in Eukaryota, Apicomplexa, Aconoidasida, Haemosporida, Plasmodiidae. Gene Ontology annotation, biological process: RNA catabolic process. The record is from RefSeq and is a predicted model, not a curated record. Gene Ontology annotation, cellular component: ribonuclease H2 complex. The coding region runs from base 1 to 1062 and encodes 353 amino acids.
AUGAACUCCUUCUUCUGCGAAGAUACCAAGGAGGAAGAACAGCUCCUCCAGAAGAUUAUAAAAGUGAAAGAAGAAUCCUUGCCCAAAGUCAUUUUCGAAAUUGUAACCAACAAAUGUUUGUCCAGGAGGUCAAAGGGGAAGGAAGAGAAGGUCAAAGUGGAGCCCCACUUGUCGGCGCACUCCCUCUUCAGCCAUGAAACCCAUGAUGGGUGGAGUGACCAGACAUAUGUGCCAAACAAAGAGGAACAAAAUAAAACUCAAGCUGCGAAUGGUGAUAAUGCGAACGGUGCAAAUGUGAACGCACAACUACAAGCGCAUGUUUUCCCCUUCCAUCUUAAAAAAAAUGGGCAUGUCAAUGCAGACACCUUUUUUAUACCCUACAAAAGUCAUAACGAUAAGGAUGUGAUAACGGAGUACACGUAUAGCUACAGCUACUACGAUGUGUACACUCCUAAUAUUGAAAACACAAACAAACUCUUUAAUGUGAAUAAUGAUCAGUUGUGUGAUGUUGCACCAGAGGGGGGGGAGGCAGUGAUUGGUCAGAAGCACGUUAAAGUGAAACAAGAGAAGGAAGAUACAGAAGAAGACGAUGAUGAACUGCCUCCGGAAGGGUUUGCUGAAUGGAGCAUACAAAAAAAAAAUGAGACAAGGGAAAACGAAAUGGGGAAAGAGGUUCCAAAGGAAGAAUCACCUUCCCUUACAAAUGCAAACCAAACUUGUACAGAAAAAAAUAUGCAAAAAUUCCUUGUCCAUUUUAGGGGCAGAUUGUUCAUCGGAUGUAAUCUCAUCUAUUCUCACUUCAAGUGUAACACAUUUUUAUGUACCAUACAGAGUAAAGAAUUGGACCCAGGGGAGAGCACUUCCCUCAGAGAAAACGACCUACAAUUUGUUAAAAAAGAAAUACAAACAUACAACUUAAUUAAUAAUGCUAUAUAUUGGAAGCAGGAUGAAUACCCAGAUGUGUCCGACCCCAAUAUUCAAAAGUUUCUCUUCUUGACGGUCGUGCCGGCGCUGUGUGAUUUUGAAGAGGAGGGGGAACAGGCAGCCGACGUUCUCUUCUAA